ACCCACUCCCCAAAUCCACAGGGGCCCAGCGCCGCUCCUGAUUGGUCGGGGAUGAGGCAAGAAGGGGGGAACGGGAACAAUGUCAUCAUGUCGCCUUAAAAACAGUGCAGCUAUGUGGUGCUGAGAGGAGAACACCGGAUCAAUAGCAGCACGAGGACAGGGACAGCGCAACAACAACAACAAGAAAAAAAAAGACGCGUCAGAUGUUUGAGUCCGCGCGCGGCUGAUGACCGUGGAUUUCCGCUCACAAAGUGCCUUCAGCUCCGCGCCAACAUGCCCAGAGGAUUUCUAGUCAAAAGGAACAAGAAGCCCAACCCGGUGUCGUACCGGGUGCGCUCGGACGACGAAGACGCGGACCAGACCGCAUCCUCUGACGCGCCUCUGCCGCUGCCGCCGCCGUCGUGCGCUCCUCCGCGCGCACAGACGCCGACGCCCACCUGCGGGGCGGUGGCCGCGGCCCCGGAGCAGGAUGCGAAGCCGGUCCAGUUCGGUAACCCGGAGGCGGUGUACCAGGCUCUGUACAGCCCCACCCGCCCCGUGAGCCGGGACCACGACCGGACCUACCUGGAGAGGCGCUUCAACCUGGGCUCCCCGGUGUCCGCCGAGUCCUUCCCCACACCGGCUGCGCUCACCGCCCUGGACCACCUCUUCGCCCCGGUGGAUCUGAAAAUCGGUUCCAGUAAUAGCAGCCGUACCGACACGUCCACCGGGACCGGGACCAAGCGACCGUCCGGAGACACGGAGCGCAAAGGCAAACCCCCCUCCAAGAAAACCAAAGCCAUCCGGAAACUGCACUUUGAGGAUGAUGUCACCACGUCUCCGGUUCUGGGGCUGAAGAUUAAAGAGGCUCCGGUGGACCAGAAGGCCCCCAGACCGCCGCCGGCCGGGGGGGACUCUCACCCGCUGGGGGAGUUCGUGUGUCAGCUGUGCCGGGAGGCGUACGCGGACCCGUUCGCUCUGGCGCAGCACAAGUGUUCCAGGAUAGUCCGGGUCGAGUACCGGUGUCCGGAGUGCGACAAGGUGUUCAGCUGUCCGGCGAACCUGGCCUCACACCGGCGGUGGCACAAGCCCCGGCAGCAGCAGCAGCAGAGCGGAGCCGCGGAGGCCGACAAGGCGCACGGGAAGGCGGCAACGGCGGCGGCGGCGGAGGACGCGAAGGACUCUAGUGACAGGGACACACCCAGCCCGGGUCCGUCCGAGUCGGGUUCGGACGAAGGGCUGUACGACUGCCCCCACUGCGGGAAAAAGUUUAAGCGCCAGGCCUACCUGCGCAAACACGUGGCGUCACAGCACGGAUCCCCGAAGCCGGACGACGAGGACGCGCCGCCGCCGCCGUGUGAGCAGCAGCAGAGCGCGGCCCCGCUGAACCUGAGCGCGUCCGGGUGUCACCUGUGCCCGGUGUGCGGGGAGAACUUUCCCACCAGGGGCAGCCAGGAGCGGCACACCCGGCUCCUGCACUCCUCCCAGGUCUACCCCUGCAAGUACUGCCCCGCCAUCUUCUACAGCUCCCCGGGACUCACCAGGCACAUCAACAAGUGCCACCCGUCCGAGAACCGCCAGGUCAUCCUGCUGCAGAUGCCGCUGCGCCCCGCAUGUUAGUCCUGACCCGGACCGGACCGGACCGGACCGACCCGGGACAGUAGGGAUACACUGCAGACAAACCCACCUGGUCCCAACACGAAGCAGGAGUUCUUUAAUAAUAAACUCAGACAAACCUUACAAUCAGAACUCACUGUUUUAAUCCAAGACAAAUCCGUGAAUGUGCCUUUUUUAAUUUAUUUAUUUGAGUAAAAUUUGGCUGAAAAUAACCUGUUUAGGAUUUUAACCAAACUUCACACAGAAAACUAAUCUGAACUGUUUGUAAAAUGAGUUGUGUUUCCUCAAGGUCUCAGUAUUCCUUUAUUUAAAACAGUUCCAGGGUUUGGAUGUUUAUUUCGAGGCAAAUUGAACAGAAGUCCACUUUUAAUUUUUAAUGUUUUAACCCCAAAUGGAAAGGAAUAUUGAAAUAUGAGAAGAAAACUUUCAAUCUGUUCUGUUCUCAGUCUGAUUUUUUAAACAGUUCAGUUAGAUCUCAGAGUGAACAGAGUGAGUCUUCUGUUUUCAACCUGAACUCACAGUAACAGCAAUAUCUGAAGUUUCAGCACAUUUUUUUUUUUUUUUUUAAAUCAUGACAGAAAGCUGAAUUAAUUUAAUAUUUUCUGAAAAUCAAACAGAUGUAAAGUCUUAUAUCAAAUCAGAAUCAGAAUCUCUUUAUUGUCAUUGUACAUGUACAACCAAAUUGAGGUAGAGCUCUCCAACUUGGUGCAGAAAUUACAAAAGACAAUAGAAGGCACAUUAUUUACAUUAGGACAAAUAAAAAACAGGUGUAGCUAGGAAGAUUUGCAAAAAAAAAAAAAAAAAAAAAAGAUUAAGUAGAUUUGGUAGUGCAAAAUAUUUGGACAGGAAUGUAAAUGGAACUGGAAAAGUGCAAAAUGAGAUCAGCCUUUUUAUUUAUCAGCAAAAAUCAGGAUGUUUUUGGACUAAAACUAUAGAAAUGUGGACUUUUUUUUUUUUUAAUGUCACUUUGACGUUUUAACCGAAUCAAGGGUCGGUGUUCUUUCCUGCUCCUUCGUUCCUGACGUGGGGGGUGGUGGUGGUGGUGGGGGGUUUGUUCUGCAGUGUAACCCACAUGUGUGCACCUCUUUCAGAGGUCAGAGGUCAACGCUCACCUGCAGCUCUGUGGCAGGGACUCAGUGCCUUGCUAAAGGACACUUCAGCAGGUUCACCUAGGACACAACCCCACCUCCUCCUCCUCCUCCUUUUCUCCUUUCAUUCCAUUUAAGGACCCCCUUCAUUUCCAAGCCCUCCAGAAGCGUUAGACUGUUAAUUUAUUUUUCUAGCAUCUCUGCACAAGUGCUAUUAGCUUCUAGACCUAAGAGAGGAAGAAAGACGACCUGUAGCCGAGAAGCAGCUGAACCUUGCGGGGCCUGGAACUCAUGUCUGAUUAGCUUUAACCCAUAUAGCUUGUGGAUCCGUGGAUCAGUAGCUGUCGCCUAAGGAUGAAGUAAAGACUAGCGUAGCCGGUAAAUGCCUUCAGAUUUUAGAAACUCCUGCUGUAAAACUGCCUUAAACUGAACUCAUUGGAUGGUUUUUAUCACUUAUUUAUCUCCGCUCGGGUUUAUUUUUUACAAAGCCUUCUGUAUUACCAUUAUACAGUAUAUUCCUCUUUUCUAUUUAUUUAAGUAUUUAUUAAAUUAUUUGUGUAAAUUAUUAACCGUGUGUGGUCCAACCGUGUGAUCUCGUCGCUGUGUUUUUAUGAUGUAGCCAAAUUCAGAUGUUGUUUUUUUUUGUUUUUUUUUAAUGUUCGGUGAGGAUGCUGCGUUCAUUAUAGCAAUCAACGGACCAGCCGGAGUUUUAUCUCUCAGAUAAAAACUGAAUGCAAUCAUGACUUUAUUUAUUAUUUUUGCUCUUGGAUUUUGGGUUUUCUUUGUAACCUUAGCUCUUAUACUGCUUUGGAUGUUUCUGCAGUAUUUUGCUAAAUGUCCAAAAAUUAAUAAAAACCAAAUUGAAACACA
This is a messenger RNA of Sphaeramia orbicularis (orbiculate cardinalfish), 3554 nucleotides long. It is a transcript of the gene insm1a, whose product is annotated as insulinoma-associated 1a. Gene Ontology annotation, biological process: negative regulation of transcription by RNA polymerase II; neuron differentiation; regulation of cell cycle process. Gene Ontology annotation, molecular function: DNA-binding transcription repressor activity, RNA polymerase II-specific; RNA polymerase II cis-regulatory region sequence-specific DNA binding. Lineage: Eukaryota; Metazoa; Chordata; Actinopteri; Kurtiformes; Apogonidae. The coding region runs from base 274 to 1599 and encodes 441 amino acids. The record is from RefSeq and is a predicted model, not a curated record. Gene Ontology annotation, cellular component: nucleus; transcription repressor complex. The transcript has a single exon.